UUUCUUUUCUCUGAGUUUUUUAAUCGCUUAAUAAACCAGAAAACUAACCACCUUAAGUUUAGCUGGAUCAUCAAACAGACUAGAUUGUUUCUAUCCAUGAGCAGUUAAGUCAAUCAUCCAGUUGGAGUAUUUUCCUUGUAAUUUCAGUUUGAAGAGUUUCAACACUUGAUGGUAUGUGUCCGUUGAUGCAUUUUCAGGUUGUAGGACUGCCUGAAUCCUUUUCCACAUUCACCGCACACGUACGGUUUCUCCCCUGAAUGAGUCCGCUGGUGUCUCUUCAGCCGGUUGGCGCUGAGGAAGCUCUUGUCGCACUCAGCGCAGGCGUACGGUCUCACUCCGGUGUGGUAGCGCAGGUGAAUGGUGAGGUAGCAGGACUGGGUGAAACUCUUCCCACAGUGGGGGCACUGGAAAGGUUUGUGGCCUGUGUGGAAACGCUCGUGCUUCAGCAGCUCGGCGUGGGAGAAGAAGCCCUUCCCGCAGUCAGAGCAGAGGAACGGCCUCUCGCCUGAGUGAGUCAGCUCGUGUCUGAUCAGGGUCGCCUUGUAGACAAAACUCUUGUCACACUGCGAGCAGCUGAAAACAUUUUCUCUGGUGUGGUAGCGCUCGUGCUUCUUCAUAUUCCGCUCCCUCUUGAAGCUCUUGCCACAAAAAGAGCACAUGAAGGGCAUCUCCUCGGAGUGGAUCUUCAUGUGGUUCAGCAGCCCUCCCUUGUACAGGAAUCCCUUUCCACACUGUGUGCAUGUGUGCGGUCGCUCCUUUUGAUGAAUGCGUUGAUGUGCAGUCAGAGCUGCCCGGUAAGCAAAGCUCUUCCCGCAAUUGCAGGUGUGCACUCGCUCUUCUUGGUGAGUCUGCAGGUGCUUGUUAAGGUAACUGGCACAGCUGAAGCCCAGCUCACAACGGGGGCAUUUGAAGGAACGCUCCACCUUGUUGACCUCCUCGCUGUGGGUUUUCAGGUGUCUCACCAGAGCGGACUUCCACGCAAACACACGGCCACACUCCGAGCACACAUACUCGCCGUUCUCCAUGUGGGUGCUCUUGUGCUCCUUCUGAGCCACCAGAGACUUGAAGAACUCCCCACAGAUCAGACACUCGUACUUUCGCCCAGACUUGUGUGUCUGCUUGUGCCGCUCUAGUGACUGUUUAAAGGAAAACCGCCGCCCGCACUGAGGACAGGGGAAGGGUUGCUCGCCUGUGUGAAUUCGCUGGUGAGCCGUUAGUAAGGACUGGAACUUGAAGCUCUUCUCGCAGUCCGAGCAGCUGAAACGUCCGUCAUUUGUGGGGGACUGAAGUGACUCCUUGUCAUCCUCAGUCUGAGCUGAGUGAACUUGGUCGAUGUGCAGCUGGACCUGAGCUUCCUCUGAGUGUGUGAAGGAGCAUUUAGGACAGGAGAACACAGCUGAGGAGCCAUCUUCUUUGGAGCCUGAUGGAAAUAAAUAAAGUUCUUAAGACAUGAUGGCAAAAAUUUAGCACUCAUACGUUUGUUAGGACCUUUGCUGUUGGCUGAUAUUUGCAGAUAGACAAUUUACAAGUCAACCAUUACCCCAAAUUUCCACCGCAUUCGGAACAGCUCCAAUCCGAAACGGCUGCGAUUUAUGCCGUCACUUCCCACCGGAUACGUUUGUGAGGCAAUUUUCGUGGCAGAUUACAGACAGCGGGCAUCACAAGAACUCACAGGAACCCGUGGAUUCACGUGCAAUCGCGCGAAAAUGAGUUGUCUCUAUAGCCACAUAACCAUAUAAGCAGUAGAUCGUGUCCUUCCAGAGGAGGAAAUCCACUUCUAGACUUUUAGAAUAAGCAUUUCCUCAUACAUGGUGUCAUUGGGGUGAAAUGACAUCUAUAAACCUUUCGCUUGUUCAUCCCCUCCAGUUUGCAUGUGUGGAAUACGAUCUGCCUGAAACACAGAGUGUUUUAUUUUGAAAAUAAACCAGAUGUUCUAUUUUGUGUCUGUGCCCGACUUCCUUUCCAGCACGGGUUAAUCUGUGCUGAAUUUAUCCGGCAUACUCUGGGGGAAAAAAAAUGGAACUCUUGCGAUCAGCUGAGGAGUCUGGUAAUCUGCAGCGGAACGUAAAGAAGCCGGUGGAAAUUGUCACAUUAACUUUAAUAGUUACGAUCAGCUGCGAUCGGCGAAUACGGCCUUUUCGUAGCCGUUCCGAAUGCGGUGGAAAUUGGGGAUUAGUUGAUCUGGUGAGUGGUUUUCAGGUUAGCAGAUUAUGUUUGAUGUUACAUUUGAUUUUGUUAAAGUAGUGAGGAAGAGAAUAUUCAAGAAUAAGCACUCACACUCUUCACCGUCCUUCGAAGACACCACAGAUGACCCGUAAGAAUGUUCCUCCCUGCUAAAAGACAGACGAACAGUUAGACAUGAAGCCCUUUCAAAAGUGAUUUUUGAGGCAAGAGUAUAACAAACGUAGAUGGUUUUACCAGUUGGAAGGUAAGGGCUUUAGCUCUGGAGGCUUCACCUUCAUGACCUCCUUUUUUCUGGCAGUCAAGCUCUUCUGGAGGUUUAUCACCUGGAUUUUCAUGGUUGGUUUGCGUUUGCGCCCGCUUGUUCUCACCUUAGUGAGCAUAACAACUCCAUUGUCAAACUUGGGGACUGUGCUCUCAAGCUCAGGGGUGGGGCUCUCAUUGCCCUUAGUUUUUGCAUUUGCUGGGUCACAAUCAGUGUAAUUGUCUGCAUGCACCUGACUGUCUGCUUCGGCAGGGGUCUCACUGACCACUUCCUCACCAAUAACAACUUCUGGCCCCUCCCCCUGGCCUUCUGUUGGCUUGUUUGCGUUGUGAUGAUCAGUGUGGGUUUUAAGAUGCCUCGCGAGUGUCAGCUCCCAGUUGAAUCUCUUUUCACACUGGUGACAUGUGUACACACCGUCCACCAUGUGUGUCUGCUUGUGCUGUGUGCGAGCCGACAGGGAUUGAAAAACUUCCCCGCAGACGGCGCAGUCGUACUUUCGUGUGGUGUUGUGUCUGUGCCUAUGUCUGUCGAGAGACUGCCUGAAAGAGAAGCAGCGACCGCAGUCACUACAGCGGUGGGGGCGUUCGCCAGAGUGGAUGACUCUGUGAGCAAUCAGAGAAGAGGCAAACUUAAAUUUCUUGUCACAGUCCGGGCAGUCAUGAGGCCCUGCAGCGACUUUGUGUUGUCCAGAUCCUAACUUGUCUUUAGGAGCUUCUGCAGGGAUGUCUUCUGUCAAACUGCUAACAGCUUUUUCAUCCUCCCGUGCAACAACUUCCUCUUCCCUUGUUGUCUCAUCUGGAAGCACCACCAUCAAAUCUUCAGCCACCAUGUUACCAUUCGUUCCUUCGAAGCAGUUCUCUCCCAUCACCACCUCAAUGUCUGUGCUUGCACUUAAUUCAACUUCUGCGUAAUCUGUGACUGUGAUAAUUUCCACUGCCACAUCUUCUACAAAUGUCACAGUGUCGUCUCUAAGGCCCGGAGGGAGGUCUUUGUGGUCAGGUUGUUCAGCUGGUGUUGAUACUCUCCUUGGAAAUACCAGAGAGAGUGAUGAGAGGAUGCUGUCGCCCAUGCUGGAAGGUGGAACUACAAAAAGAGAAAAAAAAUACAAGUCCCUGUAAUCGAGUUGUGUCUACAAUGAAAUACAUAAAAUGGCGUUAUGGACAAAAACGUACCAUGUUGCUCCAAAUGCCCGAGGUGUUUGUGGUGCUGGAGUAAAGUUUUCAGGUCUGUGGGCUCAGAGACUGAGCGCUCACACUCCUCCAAUACAGAACUAUCAGCUCCAAGCCAAGAGACAGUCUGUGGGGCACAUAAACAGACAUGAGGGGUAGAGUAGCACGCUAUCAUCCACUUAUCAUCAAAUUGACGUUUAUUUAAUGCAAAGUUAAACAUUUCUAGGUAUUUUAAUCCAGAGGUGUGAGCACAGUAAAGCUCAGGAGCAUAAUUGAUUUUCCAAAAGGUGAGAUAGUGUCACCUUUUCCCCCCCCCAACACCUCUUACCUGCUCAAGAUCAGGGACUGGCAACAGCUGAGCCAGCCGAAAGAGGAACUCUGAAAACAGUGUCUGCAAAUCGCAGUCAUACAUGUGCCCAUACUCAGCAGGAAAGACCUCCUUUAAGAAGACAAAAGGAAAUAAUUUACUGACUACAAGCACCUGCCAGACUUCACAACUAAAGAUGUUGGCAGAACCUCGCUUUGAAUAUAUUAUUUAACUGCAAAGGCAAAUAGCAUUGACUGUGAAGGUUUUAGGUAACACUGGCUCACCAUGAAAAAGUCCUGUCUCUCUUCAGGAUCUUUGAGCAGAGUCUGGAUCAACCCAAGAAAGUUCACCAUUAUUUCCUCCUCCUCAGAUUCUGUGCUCUGGAAAUGUGCACAGAUGCAUUACCAGAUAAUUGCAGCAGGUGUUUUCAAUAUACAAACAAACACAUGAAGCAGACACUUACUUUAAUCUUGUCGAAAUGAGACAGGAUGAAACCAGGUUCCUGAAGCGGAUCACUUCGGCACAACUCAACAACAUACUGACAAGAGGAGAAAAAAAAACGUCCACAAAUGUUUCAGUUUGGCACAACAGUUAACUUGCAUGCACCUGUCUGUAUUUCCUCGAUCUUACAGUCACCUACAAGAACUCACCCUGGCUCUUAAACCCAGAAUAAGCUGUGUCCUAUGUUUGCACAUUAGCAGGUCUGGGACCAUGUCUGUCACCAGGGAGACAAACUCAGCCACUUUCCAGUAGUUCAUAACAUCUCCAGUCUUCAGAACCUGCAUCAUGGAGACUGACAUAAGCUGGAGAGGUGGCACCAGGAGGCGCAGCGAAGCCAGAGGUAUGGGAUCACCUGAAAUAUACAUGAGCACUUGGAGUAAAAAUGACAGCAGGUGACUUAUAUUUACUGUUUAUCUCACCCUGACUGUGCGACAUUCACAUGGGUGUUUUUUUGGAAAAAAGUAUUCAGUAACGAAGCUCAAAAGGUUUACCAUAACUUCAACUUUUUCUGCUUUUGUUGACAAUGUGAUAACACAGGUGUUCAUACUGUCAGCAGGUGGGUGUAAAUAGUCGUUAACUUCGACUAGGGCUGGGAGAUAAAACGAUAACGAUAUAAAUCAAAACUGAAUUUCCCUCAAUAUCAAUGUAAAACAUGUCUAAUGCUUUUUGAUAGUCAGUAUUCUGUAAUGUUUUGGUAGACUAAGCAAAGAGCCAAUGAAAGGGGUAGUCGCUCCGGGUCCCCUUCACACUGAACCAAUCAUGUGCUGAAUUAGAACCAAGUAGCAAACAACAGGCUGCAGCUACACGCACCCAUCACACUUUAACAGGUGAAGCCGACAGCACUGUUGGUGAGAAAAAAAGAAAAUGAGUGCUACCCUCGACAGAAAUGCAGAUGAAGGCUCAACAGAUGAUGACAUCGUCGACAACACUGGCAUGAAAACGUUGCAGGUGUGGAGGCAUUUUGUUUUUUUGAGGUCAGACAUGAAGUAAUGUUCACUGCAAAUUAUGUUGAGUACAUGUUCUAGUAAUGUCGGGGAAUACCUUAAAUCUUUCUCACCACCUGAAGCAGAGCGAUCGCAAUGCAAAAGGUUACAAACCCGAGCGGAGCAAGGAGCUCAUGGUGCCUGUACAGCCGAAACAGCCGACCAUUCAGUCCACUUUCUCUAGCACAACGCCUUAGAACAAAUAUCAUAGGACUGGGGGAUAUGGCAAAAAAAAAUGAUCAAGAUAUAUUUUGUCAUAUGUCCGAUCUUGAUCAUUAUCACGAUUUUUAAUAAUGUUUUUUAACUGCCAGAUUUAAAGCAUCUACGCUAAAAACUAAAGAAACAAGAGAUUAGUUCAACAUUUUAUAAACAUACAAAGUAAAUAACAAAGCAAAUUGAAUAAGAUAAAGUUAUAGAAGUAUAAAAACCGUUUUAACUCAACAGUUGCUACAAAAAAAUAUAGGUACGCACAUGUCACGCACUUUCCCCCAUGUUUGAUCCAGUAAAUAUGCUCACAGCUGAUCACCGUGAUGGAACUGAAGCUCAUAACGAUCAGUAAUCACGAUCAUAUAAUCGCCCAGUCCCAAUAUAUCGAUAUCGCUGAUAUAAAAAAAAUAUAUAUUGUGAUAAACUUUUUACAAUAUCGCCUAGCCCUAACAUCGACCAUGAUUCACAAACACUCCUGCAGUAACAUCCAAUAUAAAUGUGACAUUAAAACUGAAAAGAAAAGCUGUCAUCUCUCAGUCUUGUUCUGUAAAAGUUGUUGCUCAGGAACAGUUUUUUGUUUUGAAUGCAGCCUUUUUAGCAACACUGAACGCAUGUUCAAAACCGACAAUGCUUCACCAACAUUGUCAGAGGAGCGUGUUUGUCUGGGUUUAACAUACGACACUAUUAUUUAGGAAAACAAGAAAGUAGAAUACACUAAUGAGUACAUUUUAACACGUUCAGGGAGAGUUAAAACAUGCUAAGAAGCUAAAAACAGCAACACGGAUGAAGUGUUACACAUUAGAACUCCAACUUAAGCCAAACUCCACUUUUUAAACAUUUCUUUUACUGACAAUCAUCCCUGUUUAUUUAUCCAACAAACCUUUCGAAAUGGCAGUGGAGUCCAUCCUCUCAACCCUGGGUGGAAAACUCGGGUUAGAUUACAGUUAGCUAACCGCUCAGCUUCAGUUCAUAAAUGUAAGUAUUCACAGCAAACAGCGAUGUUGGUGCAUCAAAAUCAAACCGAGAACACUUAAAUCCAUCUCUAAAGCACUGUAGCGCCACAUUUAACGACAAAAUCACAUCUAAAUCGUCUAUUCUGGUAGUUAAAUGUUGCAUUUAUUUUGUUGUCAGGUUCAUCUUCUUCUCUGUUUAAAGCUCACGGACACUCACUGCUGCUAUCGCCCCCUGCUGGAGAUUAUUCACCGCGCACCCAUCAGCCGCUGCCUCAGUUAACACAGCAGACAAAUUGUGGAAUAUUGCGGUCUCUUUUGUAUUAUAUGUUACAUUUUCACGUUUAAAAAUAAAGUCUGGGUUCCAUCAGCUCUACUAAACUGCCAUCUAAUUAUAUCUAAAUUUUUUAGUCAAGAAUUGGUCCCAUUUUUACCACAGUUUUAUUUAGAUCUACAUAUAUUUAUACGCUGAACUACAUAAUGCCGUUCUGUUUUCAGUUCUCAUCUUUUUUCUUUAGAUCAAACCAGAAGAUGUGAAUAUAUUUUAUUUCUGCAUCAUAUUUCACAUUGUAUCAUCCUUUGUAAUUUCACAUUGCUUUAUAUUUUAUUUAAUUGUAUUGAAAUGCACUUCCUUUAAUCCGAUGGUUAAUUCACAAAUAAUCAAACCAUGUCUCUUUUUUUGUUUAUCGCUUACCACCACUUUCAUAUUGUAGUUUUAUUUAUAGUUUAUUUAUCUAAUCUAUAUCUAGUCUCAUUUUAUUGUGCAUGAUCAUUUACUUUCUUCUUUUUUUGUCUUAGUAUUGCCGCAACUCUUGAAUUAUUCUACUUUAUUGAAAGUAGCUCUAUUAGGCUAACUGUUAUUCGCCAGUCUAAUGAUAUUAAGACACUGUUUAAUCAUCUUUACAGUGGUUUUUGUCCCAAAACUUUAACUCUUUUUGAUCUCCGAGAAUUGAAACCAGGUGUGGAGAACACUGAGGGUUUGGGGUUGAUGGAGAAGCUCCACUUUCAAGGGCAGCACCAAGUCAUUUGGUUUUUAAGAACAUUUUCUCUUAGUAAUUGUGAGGGGAAGUCUUGGUAUUGUAAAUGAGACCAGGUCCAGUUUAAUUAUGUUCCAUGUAUUCAAAGGUGAGAGUUGGGAGUAAAUGAUCCAGCAAAAAGGAAAAGUAUUACUGACUGUUUUAUCAAACUAUUUUCUUCUAUGUGUGAGUGUGUGUGUGUUUUGAGGUUUUAUUAAAGGGAUAUUCCAGCAUAAAAUUAAGUUAGGGUCAAACACACUGUAACACCGAGUUAGACACCCCCUUCAAGAGAUCAAUGUCGCCGACCGCUUGCUUCUCUCGUUAUACCAACUUUAGUAAUGACCGCAUGAUAGCAAAACAGAGAGCCACGCGCUUAACCAUAAUGCCACUCUAUAGCCAAAAAUAAUGCUCAGAACAGCACCUAACUUCAUCAACAGGACAUAUAGGGUCCCAGCCAUAGUACUAGACACCAAACAUCUUUUUAGCUUAGCAAAGAGACUAAACACAACUCCCCUACUCUCUUUCAGCAGCCGCUUGUUUGUAGCGAGACCUCAGGCCAGUCCAUUACAGACUACAGCGGGGUGACGCAGCUCAAGGAAGAACAUUUAUGAUCAUUACUUCAUGGAAAUGCAGAGAUGCUAAGGCAGAAGAACUACUGCGUCUAUUAAUAUGGUGAUUGUCACUUAAAGGAAAUGAUAAUGUAAUGAUCAUAAAUGUUCUUCCUUGAGCUGCGUCACCCCACAGCAGAUGAUGGACUCACCCGGGGGUCUCCGUACGAACAAGCGGCUGCUGGAAGAGAGUAGGGGAGUUGUGUUUCGUCUCUUUGCUUAAGAAAUCAGGCAAAAUUAAAAAGAUGUUUGUUGGCUAGUACUAUGGCUGGGACCCUAUAUGUCCUGUUGAUGAAGUUAGGUGCUGUUCUGAUCAUUAUUUGUGGCUAUAGAGUGGCGUUUUGGUUGAGGUUUGUUUAUGGCUCUUUAGACCACUGAGUAUUGCCAUCGUGCGGUCGUUACUAAAGUUGGUAAAACUAGAGAAGCAAGCAGUCGGCAACAUUCAUCUCUCGAGGGGUUGUCUAACUCGCUGUUACAGUGUGUUUGACCCUAAAUUAAUUUUACGCCAGAAUAUCCCUUCAAGUUGUUCGCGGGUGGGGGUGGGAAUUACUGCCUGUGCCCUGGACAUUCAAUAGGCUUGGUCCAGCCCUGCCCGAGUUACACUCCAGUCCUCAUGGAUCCUCCUCAGUGCCGGUCUUCAGCCCUCGAGCGUUUACCUUUCAACAACACCGCCUUAAAGACGCUGCCGGUGGAUGACUCUGAGGAGCCUGGAUCCCGGACGGUCCCUGCAGCUUGCUUCUCCCGCAUUCGCACUCUCCAGCCGCUGGUGCGUCCGGUCUUCGUGGCUCUGUCCCCGGCGGCGCUGGCUUUGCUCGGCUUGAGCGUCCAGGAUGUGUUGGGUGAUCCUCUGAGCUCGGAGUAUUUGAGCGGCUCCAGGCUGCUGCCGGGCUCCGAGCCGGCUGCACACUGUUACAGCGGGCACCAGUUCGGCCUGUUCGCGGGGCAGCUGGGGGAUGGAGCAGUGAUGUACCUGGGAGAGGUGGAGUCGGAGACGCAUGGGCGAUGGGAGAUUCAAGUGAAAGGUGCAGGAGUCACACCGUACUCAAGGUAACUUUAAUGUGUCUACCAUCUACCUAAAGCAUGUGUAAGAACCUCAGGGUCAGGUUAUUGAUCUGUUCAAUGUUUUUAACUAAGAAAAUCAACCACAGCAGCUGAGACAGGUAUUCUUUCACGAGUCUUAUUCACAGAGGCAUGUGAGUGUAUUAACUCAAGGAGAGCUACUUAUGAGCUUACAGUGUUUGGCACACAUUAACUGUGGCCUGUAUUUCCCAACAACAGCCUGCUUUGCAGAGCUUGAGUUUCCACUGUAACAUAUUGGAUAAAUGUAAAAUUACAAGUUGAGGAUGAACCUGGUUAUCACCUGCUGCAUUAUUCAUGUCCAGUUAUUAUACAGCUUGUCUAACUGUUAGUGGGCGUAAAUACCACUUGAAUCCAACAGGUGGCACUAUUACUGCUAAUGUAGAUGAGGUGAGACUGAGACCAUCCCCAAACUUUGUAAAUUUGGCGCAGAUCGGACACUGUACCAUGUAUCCCCACAGGGCGGCGCUGUGAUGGUAGUUUGAAACUCAACUCACAUAAACGGUCCGGGACGCGAUAUUUUUUUGUCGUAGAAUGGUAGGGGAAGGUCCCGCCCCCUUUGCCUUUGAUUGGCUGUGAAAUGUUCUCACACGGUCAAGCCGAGCGCAGGCUGUCGAGCGUGUUACGUAUUUGCUCCGUAGAGCAGCAUUGGGUAUCGCAUACAGGAUGUGUAUUUGGAUCGGGAGUUUGCAUACUGUGUUAUAUUUUGAAAUACCAUAUGACGAUCUUCUCUGUGUGGAUUGACGCACAUUGGAAGCAAAAAUAGACCUGUCGUGUAUCUUUAGCAGUGCUGCUCUCGAUACGAUGCUGCGAUGGAGCUGAUCCGCGUCCUCUACGUUUUGCUGCAUUGAUAAGAAUGCAACCUAUUUGCUGCGUGAUACGCGAUGCUGCUGCCACGCUCCAAAUACGCAUCUUGUAUGUUUUAGCCUUAACCUGACAGACGAUGACGUUUCACAUCCAUAAGGAGUAACCAAUCAGAGUCCAGCACUUCUAAAAAAAUCGCGUCUGGAACUGACUUUGACUUUGCAAAAUUUGAAGGAGGUUAUAUGUAUCAGUAAAAAUAACUUCCUGUUUCAUGGUCAAGCAUCGAGAUUUGCGAAGCCAUCAUAGCCGCACCAAAAAAACCCAUAAAAUAUCUUUUUUUUUGGCAGGGCCGGGUGCAGGUGGGGGGUGUGGUUAGUUUCAGAGCUAAAGGAGAAAGAAAGAAAAAGAUAGAAAGAUGGAAAAGCCAAACUUGCGGCUAACAUCUGAACUUUUCCCAGAGAUGGCGACGGCAGGAAGGUGCUUCGCUCCAGCAUCAGGGAGUUCUUAUGCAGCGAGGCCAUGGCUGCUCUGGGGAUACCCAGCACCCGUGCGGCCUCCCUGGUGACCUCAGACCUUUACGUCACCAGAGAUCCUCUUAACAACGGCAGGCGAGUUUCUGAGCGCUGCUCGGUCGUGCUGCGGCUUGCACCAUCCUUCAUCAGGUAAGAAGCAUUCAGUUUUUUAUAUUAGAGCACAAAUUCUAAAGAGAUAUCAAAUGUUUGUCACGUCUCCUGCUAUUCUUUUUUAGAUUUGGAUCUUUUGAGAUCUGUCUAGGGCGAGAUGACUUUUCAGGUCUGCAAGGUCCCAGUGCAGGGCGGCAUGAGAUUCGCAGUCAGCUGCUGGAUUAUGUCAUUGAGGCUUUUUAUCGUCACAUCCAGCAGACUCACACAGACAGAAAGAACCGGAAUAUGGCCUUUUUUAAAGAGGUGAGAGAUGAGGUGAUGUUUGAGUGUCCUAAGCUGUGAUUUGGUCUCCAUUUACAGAUGUUUCUUUGACGGAGAAACAUGAAGGAUUUGUCUGGUUUAUCUACAGGUCAUGGUGAAAACUGCAGAGCUAGUGGCCCAGUGGCAGUGUGUUGGUUUCUGUCAUGGUGUCCUCAACACAGACAACAUGAGCAUCCUGGGUCUCACUCUGGAUUAUGGUCCCUUCGGUUUCCUGGACCGGUAAAAUGAGUUUAUUCUGAUGAUUAUAAAAUGUUCCAGACAUGAGAUUAAAACUUACUUUAAAAGAAGAUAUAUCUAUGAAACAGUCAGGUGUGUCAUUAUUCUUCACAUUCUUCAUCAGAUUUGAUCCAGAUUUCGUUUGCAACGCCUCGGACAAAAGAGGUCGUUACUCAUACAGGGCCCAGCCGUCUGCGUGCCGCUGGAACCUGACUCGCCUGGCAGAGGCGCUGGGCUCUGAGCUGAAUGCAGCUGAGGCGAAGGCCACUGUGGAUGAAUUCAUGCCCACGUACAAAGCCCUCUACCUGGGCAUUAUGAGAAAAAAGCUGGGACUUGUGAGAAAGGAGGAGGUGGCUGACAGCGAGCUCGUAUCAGACCUUCUAUGCCUCAUGCACAACACUGGUAUGAUGACUGGUCUAUUUGUUCGACGUGACAAAAGCACAUUGGUGCAGCUUUUUAUCUGUAAAAUAAAGUUUAUAGAGGUACGUAAAAAACGUUCUUUUCAGGUGCGGAUUUCACCAACACCUUCCGCCUGCUGAGCCGCGUCCCCUGGCCUGAAGAGGGAGUCAGUGAGCAGGCUGCUGUUGGGCCAGUUUUGGACCUCAUCUUAAAGCAGUGUGCAUCUUAUGAGGAGCUAAAGGUGGCUAAUAAGCCAACAAUGGAGGACGGGUGAGGGGGUGUAUGGUGGUUUGUUAUAUCUGUGUUUCUUCUUGAGCAACUACAAGGAGAACCGCUCCACCAUAGACUCCCAAUAAUGUGUCUCUAACCUUAGUUGAGCCUCACCUUCUCAAAUAACAAUAUCUGUCUGUUUUGCCUCUUAUAUGCUAGCAUUUUGAGGAAAAAUCUUACCAAGAAAAUAUGUAAGUUUUAGCAUUUGAAAGGAUUUACGUUGAUACAGAAGCAGGCCUACGCCAGAGCUGGUUUUUCAGUCCUGUUUGCCUGUCACCUCUAUUUUUUUCCCAUUUCUAGUGAAUUGGCAAUGAUUCUGUCAAUGGCACAAACAAACCCGGCAAUGUUCGGCAUCGUAGCAGAGAGCCCAGCUGUAUCUGAGCAGCUUGUAAGAAUGGGGCGGCUGAAGGAGCUUCUCAGCACAGAUCAGGAUGAGCUGAAGGAAAAGCAGCGAGAUGACUGGACUCGCUGGAUUAGCCGGUACAGGUGAGGGUAAACGUAUUUGAUUUUUGUGAGCUGUAAUCAGGCCGUAACAUUUCACUUUAUGAAUUAUACUGUUGAUUUCCUUGACACAUAGAAACCCAAGCGUAAGAGUGCAGCCGCCCAGCCAAACCCUAACCCUUGAAUCACAUGAUCACAUUUUUCUUGUGUUGGUACACCAGGAGGCGUUUAUCCAGGGAGUGUGACGGCACAGCUGACAUGUCUCCAAUCAAAGAGGAGAGGAUCAGUAUAAUGAACAGCACCAACCCCCGUGUUGUCCUAAGGAACUACAUCGCCCAGAAUGCAAUUCGGGCAGCAGAAAAGGGAGACUUUUCUGAGGUUAGGGGACUUGUAGUAGAAAUCUCAAUUAAGCCGAUUAGAUCUGAGGGGAAACCUCAGCGUUGAGCCAAAUCUGAGGGCAAAAAAACUGCAGUACCUCAAGUGUCCACUGGAGGCAUACGCCAAAAGUCAAAGACAGGAAUUAAAGCUCAAAUUGAACAGCCACCUUUUUUUUUUCUCAACAGCAAAGGGCAAAUUUUCUAAGAACUCGUCUGUUUUGAUUGUGUUAUGGCUGCAAUGUUGUUUUCGUUGACAAUGACAACAACACUGCAGAAUAUAUGUUUAGCAUCUGACUGACAAAAUGCUCAUGAAUUUUGCAGCUCUGUUCGUCGUCCAUCACUAACAUUUCCGUCUCGUCAACGUAAACGCACAUUUGUCUCGUCAAAUUUGACUCGUCUAAGACUUAUGUUUAGCUCAUCAACGUCACGUUUUCGUCGUUGACAAACAACGCUAUAUGGCUGACUCAUGCUUAAUUUGUGUUGCACCUUUUAUUCAAAUCAAAAAUCAAUAAAUUUGACUUUUGAAUAACCAAUGAUCUGCAUCUUCUCCUGCAGGUCAACAGGGUCCUCAAGAUUCUGGAAAAACCAUAUUCUGAAUCUGAUGAGUCUCUGGAUGGUCCUGAUGGAACUAAACCAGCUCCUCACUAUGAUAGGAAGCCACCUGCUUGGGCGAAAACUAUCCGUAUCACCUGAUCCACGUAGAACCUCUCAGACAGGGGGAUGUGGAAGGUCUAUUUCCUCAGCUGAACCACUUGGGUCUCAGUUUCCAUAGGAGACAAAAUCAGACUUUUUCACCUGCAUCCUGAGGGGAGGUUUUUAUGUAAGCCGGUGUGCUCCAGGACUCAUCAGUGAUCCUUGUUUGUCUGAUGAUAAUACUUUUAUUACAACGCUGAAAUAGGAGAGGGAGGAAAACAACAGCGUCACGGACCAAGCUUGACAUAAUGAUCAUCCUUAGGAGAGGCUGAUGUUUUAUUUUGCUGAUGAAGUAUGACGGCUCAGAUGACCAGUCCCACAAUGACCCGUCUGAGUCUGAAACAACAGGAGCACACUGGGACCAGUUUUUUCAAGAUAAUAAGCACAUAUCAGAUCAACAGGCUGGUAAUGGCAGCAAGGAUAAGUGGUUUGAAGAUAUGUCAAAGUAUCUAUCUAUCUAUCUAUCUAUCUAUCUAUCUAACUUUCUAUCUAUCUAUCUAUCUAACUUACUAUCUAUCUAUCUAUCU
Xyrichtys novacula (pearly razorfish) is the source of this 13935-nucleotide messenger RNA. The record is from the annotation of a GenBank genome assembly. Lineage: Eukaryota; Metazoa; Chordata; Actinopteri; Labriformes; Labridae.